Messenger RNA from Gossypium raimondii (Peruvian cotton), 1582 nucleotides. RefSeq lists its product as uncharacterized. The coding region runs from base 42 to 1181 and encodes 379 amino acids. The record is from RefSeq and is a predicted model, not a curated record. The transcript has 9 exons. Lineage: Eukaryota; Viridiplantae; Streptophyta; Magnoliopsida; Malvales; Malvaceae. Gene Ontology annotation, molecular function: methyltransferase activity.
GGAGGGAUAAAUCCUUGUACUCCCUACUCAGUUAAGUGAUAAUGCUGCUCCGACGACUGCCUUCCACCGCUGUUUCCCUCGCAACCGCCGCUCUAUCCCGGCGUUCCACUUCUUACUUGUUAUCUUCUCAGCGGCGCCUUCAAUCCUUCAAUUCAAUCUCCUUUUACCCUACACUUAGCUUCCGUUCCUUUUGCUCGACCUCCGAAAUAUCACCGGAAUUUACCGACUUAAUCACAGAUCAGUCCUCCAAACGCGGACCUCUCAAACCUGGACUGUAUCUCGUCGGAACACCUAUUGGAAACCUUGAAGAUAUAACUUUACGUGCUCUACGGGUGUUGAAAUCAGCUGAUGUCAUACUAUCGGAGGACACGCGGCAUUCUGGGAAGUUACUUCACUAUUACAACAUCAAAACACCUCUUCUAAGCUAUCACAAAUAUAAUGAAUCUCAAAGAGAACACACAGUUUUAAAGAGGUUAAAGCAAGGGGAGAUUGUAGCCUUAAUCAGUGAUGCUGGAAUGCCUGGCAUUAGCGAUCCUGGUACGGAACUGGCAAAGAUAUGUGUGGCUGAAAACAUCCCUGUGAUUCCAAUUCCUGGACCAUCUGCCUUCUUAACUGCUCUUUCUGCCUCUGGCUUGUCCACUGAUGAAUUCACAUUUGUUGGAUUUCUUCCGAAGCAUGCUGGUUCACGGAAGGAGAGGUUGAUUGCUUCUGCAAGUGAAACAACAACGCAAAUCUUCUAUGUUCCUCCUCACAAGCUUGGCCAGUUUCUCGAAGAAAGUUCCCUGAUUUUUGGUGACUCAAGACAAUGUGUCAUAGCUCGGGAACUAACAAAAAUUCACGAAGAGUUCUGGCGGGGCACUCUAGGGACAGCAAAGGAAGCCUUCUCAACUCGCCAGCCAAAGGGAGAAAUUACCCUCUUGAUUGAGGGCAAUUCAAAUUCCAGCGUGGAAACUCCGUCAGAGAGUCAGUUAGAAAAUGACCUGAGAGAAUUGAUCUCCAAUGGCCAUAGUCUUUCUUCGAUGAUGUACAUUUCAGGCAGUCAAAUUGGUGGCCGAAGGAACAUCGAUGAAAAAGAAAACAAUAUAUUCACUCGCCUUGAGAAAAUUCGUGAAGAAAACCAAAGCAGACGAUUCAGAUUAAUAUCAAGCAUGCUUGUGACAGUAUAUCCUCGCUGCUUCUAACUCAUACCGGUAAGAUUAAAAUUGUAAGAGUUUGAUACCUCGAAUGUACGAAAGUUAAGAACAAAACUUACCCCUUUUGACAUCUUGCUUUAACAGGGGAUAUCCAAUGCUAGGUUAUUCUCCCAUUCACCCUCAUUUUCGAAAACAAAGUAGUUUACAACCCUUGUAAUUUACAUGUCGAGGUGCAUGCUAGUUUACAUGGGCAUGCCAUAUCAAUGUUAAAGCAGUAAUUCAUAGAUUUAGUACUAUUAGUUUGCCCAAGUUUAAUUGGCAUGUCACUGAUUUCAUCUCUGGAAUUUACCAUUUCACUUAUGGUAAUUGCCAUUUCUUGUUUCUAUUUUCAUGUCAUAAUGGUACUUAAGGCAUUAUAUUUAUAUAUUUUUUCUCGCGAUUUGUUAUUA